AGUUUUCAUAAACUAACUGAUUUGGAAAUAUAAUCUUCAUUGCGCAUCAGAUCAAAUCUAUUUCUGUCGAACUCGCCGUCAAAAUCUAUAUCAUUAACCGAUGUUGUAAAUCUGCAAUGCAUCAGGAAGCGAAAUAUGGAAGAGAUACUGUUUUCAAGAAAACUUGAGAACUGACGGUUGAUAGUUUGACCCUUUGUUUUUAGGAAAUUCCCCAAUAGGAAUAUAUCCAACCAGUUCCUUGGAGAUCUGGGAAGAAUUAAUCCAUCGAGUAACCAAUGCCCCCAUUAAACUGUUUCAUUAUUGGUCAUAUUCAUUUCCCUGACUUCCUCACUUUUCCACACUCAGCCUGCUUGAGUAGCGUCUGAAAGAUUUCUGCUGUUGCUGCUUUCCGAGGAAUCCUAUUUCGUGUUGCUACUUGCGCAGAUGCACGGCUUGCUUUAAAGAUGUUCCUGAACCUGCUCUCCAUUUCGCACAUAUUUUGUUCUCAGUUUUAACUAACUGAAAUGGUUCUUGAUGAUAUUAUGCCACAGAAGUCUUAAGACAAGAACACUUCGGACCUUUCAACAAUGCUUACCACAGAAAAGACAUUAUCUGCAUGGGCAUGGGUAACGUUUUCAAUAAGCUCAUUUAUUGUUGAAGGUGGAUUAUCAAUGCAUUGCCAUGAUGUUCAGUCCACUUCAAAAGUGGUCCAGCUACAUUCAUCUCUGUCGCUGGCUUGUGCAUUUCGAAGGGAGUGCUUUGAAUCGUUAGAGGCAAAUGCAAGUCUUAUAUUCUGGAAAAUGAAUGAUACCAAAAUGACACAAGAGCAAUAUCGUUUCAAUGAGACCGUUUCGAUUGUAACCAUAAAGCAUUUUGAUGCAGUGAAGGGAUAUUUGACAUGUCACAUUAAUAUCAAAGGAGCACCGAACAUCCUCCACCGAUUUACUAUUAAAGCAGGAUUGCCACCUGAAAAGCCGAAAAAUAUUUCCUGUGUUUCAUACCGAGAGAAAAAUUUUACUUGUUCCUGGGAUCAAGGGCAUGAAACAUUUAUAGAGACUAGUUUUACAUUAAUUCGAAUAAUAGAAAAAAACGGAAAUGAUACCUGCAUGAACUCAAAGAAGAACACUUGUUCCUUUCUUUUCCCACAAAUGCACAUCUCUGGACAUCACAAAAUGUUUGUAGUGGCGGAGAAUGCUCUUGGCCGGGCUUGGUCUGAUCCUUUAAACCUGGAUGUCUGGCAAACUUACAGAACCGGACCUCCGCAGAAUGUAAGUGUUUUCUCUAUCCGGGGCCAAAGUGGAUCACUACUGGUAACCUGGCUAAAUCCCACAGCGCUGUUGCCAGAUGUUGGUUUACUGUAUAACAUCCAAUACAAAAUGGCCGGUGCCACCAAAUGGAUUCAGGUAACAGAAAAAGAAGAAAUUAUUAAUAAUUCGUUUGUAAUUAAGAAUCUCAAACCCUUCACUAAUUAUACAGUAGCUGUGCGAUGCAUUGGUAAGGAGCAGACCAAGUGGAGUGACUGGAGUUCCAAAGAAACUGGAUUAACUGGUGAAGCUAAACCAUUGGCAGCACCAGAACUAUGGAGACAAAUUAAACAUCCUGAUUCUCAGGGGAAUAAAGAGAUACAUCUUCAAUGGAAGGCUUUGAACAAGUCCAAAGCAAAUGGAAUCAUAUUGGGAUACAGGAUACGGUCUGAGAAACGAACCGAUCACACAGUGAUACAAGAGGAUAACACAACAUCUUUGAAUUAUUCCUUAUUGCUAACAGAUGAAGCAUAUGUUCUUACCGUCGUUGCUUAUAAUUCAGCAGGUGACUCUCCUGAGGCUAUCUUGAUAGUUCCAGCUAUAAACGACACAGAUACUACAAGUGUUCAGUAUGUUAACGUUACAUCACAGAAUAACCGACUGCUCAUUCAGUGGACAUCUCCAACUUGGCCAGAUAAUGGAUAUAUCAUUGAAUGGUGUUUGUUUUUGGAUACAAACCCCUGUGCUGGACCACUGCACUGGCAACAUGAAGAAAACACUACUGAAAUGGUUUAUCUACAUGGGGACUUUGAACCAUUUGUGUGCUAUAACAUCUCUGUUUAUGCGGUGUUCAAUGAAGGUCCAGGAAAUCCACUUUCAAUACUAGCAUACCUACAACAAAGCUAUCCAGCAGAAGGCCCAGGUGUCACUCAUAAAAUAAUGGGAACAGAAGCCCUGCUUAAAUGGCAGGAAAUCCCAUUGGAAAAGCGACGUGGGUUCAUCACCAAUUACACUAUCUUCUAUAAAUCUGCCGUGGAUGAAAAUGCUGUACCAUUGAAGCCAAAUGUUUUUGAAUACACACUGAAAACUCUGCAGAAAAGUACUGAAUACUCUGUGUAUGUAAUGGCAUCAACGGUGAAAGGAGGUAAAAAUAGCAGCUUGAUUUUCUUCAAAACAAAUGGGAAUGAGCAAGAAGAAAUCGUGAUGAUCGUGGUGCCUGUACUCCUCUGCUUAUUGCUACUGAUGAUUGGAGUGUUGGCUUGUUUUAACAACCAACGUAGGAUUAAAAAAUGUUUUUGGCCUGAAGUUGCAGACCCAGCAGGAAGUAGUAUGGCUGAAUGGUUGCAAAAGCAACAAACUAAGAAUGCUCAUGUUCUUAAAAUACCGAAUCCUGGGAGCGAAUUAAUCUCAGACUUCAGCACAGUUGAAGACGUAUGCCUGUCUCGGAAAGAUAUGUGCUUAUCCUUGCACACUGCAGUAAUGGAUGGUUCACCCACCUUGUUUUCACCACAGGAGAGCAUUACCGACGGAACUGAAAUGGACAGGCUGUUGCCACCUGCAGAUUUGGUCAUAUACACAGUCUUGGAGGAAAGCUACAAGAGUCAAGUCCCUGCCAACAGUGUGUUGCCAGAACAGCCGAUAUCUUCAACUGUUCAAGAAACAAACACAGGCGACCAGGGAUCUGGGCAAAACACAGACGAUGAAGAAGAAGAUAACUGGUGGCAACCAAAUACUGAUGAAAAUGACCUGUUGCAACAAAUAAUUAAAGAUAAUCCAUAUUUGAAUAACUCCUCAAAUAUAACAGAGUCGCAAAAUGAACCUGACCCAGAUGGUUCAAUUAAUUCAGAGUUUGGUAAUUCUUCUCAAGUGGACAUGAUAAUGCCUGAAGAUACUGGAACUCUGGAUCAGAACCAGUACAAUGCUCACCAUGAUAACCAUCCAGUUAAACCAGUGCAAACGUAUAUUACCCUGGAAUUACUGGGGCUAAAACUCAACAAAGGAAUAUAAGUGACCAAUCUGCAGGAAAACAUUUUUUUUACCACAGGAACCUCAUAUUUUCAGAAGCACUAACAGAAGAAAUACACAGCUGGGCUGCAGGGAUGUAGAAAAUAGAAAGUUAAUUGAUGUUUCUCCAGUUCUGACAGAACAUUAAUCAAUUCUUGUCACUUAAGGAUUUUUUUCAUAUUUUUAUCUCAAUAUCUGCAGUUGUUUCUUUUUUAUAUAUAGCUAAUUUCUUCACAGUUUAACUGCAACUGUUCCCAAGGAAUAUUUAUGGUUGUCAGAAUUACUACAAAAAUAAUCAUUCAUAAAAGAGACUCAGAUUUAAUUAACAUUUCAGUACCCACCAGCAAUAAAAUCACGGCUUUGGCUCUGUCCCAACAGAUAAACUGGUGAAAAUACUCAGGAACAGCACAAGCAAGAAGCUAAAGCUGAGAAUCUUUUUAUUACUGCACAAUUGCUCGUGACAAUCUAUUCCCUUGCCAGCUGGGCUUAUAUUAUUGCCACGUAAUAUUACAUCAAAGCAUGCGUUACAAUUUAACAAGAUGAUGAUCAUGAAAGUGAUGGGGAAAUUUUUUGGAGCUAAAUAAAUAAAAAGAUUAUGAUUUAUUUGGUUGUAGUGAAAAAGCAAUGGCAAAUAAUAUAAUGGAUCGCAUCCGAAAAUUAUCAGUGCAGUUGAAGUAAUAAAACCUGUUAUUGGGCCGCUCUUGGGCUGACCCCAGCAACAUCCUCCGGCUGAAAAAAUGCCUCCAACAAUUUGUCACUUGUCCAGUCCUGACACAUACCUGACUUCCACUGUUCCCUUUGUUACCAUGCCAACCGCUGCCUAGGCCAUACAGGCAGUAAUUCCGUGCCUCAAUCUCUCCACUUCUACCUCUGGUUCUGUUUUUUGCUCUGCUUUUUUGUGUAAAUGUUGUUUAAUAAUGCUCCUCUAGUGAGCAUUUUGAUUCUGUUAAGUGGCAAGUUCUCCAGCCAGCUGUUGAUUUUCUGUUGUGCAGCAUUGAUCCCAGUCUAACUCACUGCUCAGGUCAUUUAAAAAUAUAUAUAUAUUAUUCACUAUAGUUUUCCGAGAACGUUUGAGGAAAUAAGGAAGGAAGGACAUCCCAAAGUAUUUUACACUAAAUAUCUUGCUGUCAAUGCAUAGUCACAGGUGUGAACUUACGACAUGAGAAGCCUAAUUCAGUCUGGAGUAGUGGGUUUCCCUUUAAAAGGGGCUGGCCAGAGACUUACCAAAAAAACAGCCUACUUCAGCUAAAGGGCUAUUGCAGCAGGUUGCAAGGGAGCGCCACCACCUGCAAGUUCCCUUCCCUGUGAGAUGCCUUCCUGACUUGUAAAAAAGACAGAUUAUGAAACCAUUAUUACCACUGUGCCUGACUGUUGGAACGUAGCAGCACUUGCAGCAGUAUCUUCACAGACGGCCUUGCUGUGAUGCUCACGUGUACAUGAACAAAAAUAACUUGUGUUAUCAAGCCGUAACGAAGGCAAUGAAAAUCUAGUCCAAUGGUUUUUUUGUAUACUUAUUUUGACAUUAACACUGGAAAUAUGCACAUGUCUGAUAUGAUGGAUAUACAUGAAUCACCUAUUUGCUCAUUUAUUUUUGCUACAAUUCUGCUGAGCCAUUCUGUCCCAGAAUGAUCUGGGACACUGAGUUAUGUGAUAUUAAACAGAAGAGUAUUAUUGUCCUCUGCAUUCAUGGGAGAGUUUCUGUUUCCGGUGCAGUCACAUGAACUUUGUAGGAAGGAAGAAGGGUGCUUGUGGACUGGAGCAGCCUGAGUGUACGAAUGGCCCACUGACAUCUAUUGGCGACACAGGAUAGAACAUAUACCAAAGAACAGUGCGGUGCAAGAACAGACCCUUUGGUCCACCACAUGAUGGCCAACCAUGAUGCCAAUCCAACUAUUCCCAUCUGCCAGCACAUUAUUAUAUCCCCCUAUUCACUGACUGUUCCUAUGCUUGUCUAAAUACCUCUUAAACAUUGCAAUUCUAUCUACUUUACCAUUUUCCAGGCAUCUAAUACUCUCUGAAUUUAAAAAAACUGCUUUGUACAUUUCUUUAAAACUUUCCCCCUUUCACUUUAAAUCUUUAAUUCCUCCCUUUCAUUUAUAUAGCACUAUAAAUGCCCUCUGGUAUUUUGUAUUUCCACCCUAGGUGAGGAAGUCUGAAUAUCUAGCUCAUCUAUGUCCCUCAUAACUUUAUACACUUCUGUCAGGUCGUCCCGACGUUCUAGCGAACACAAUUCAAGUUCCCCCAACCUCUCCAGGUAACCUCUUCAGCACCCUCUCCAAAACCUCCACAUCCUUUCUACAGUGUGGCACCCAGAACUGCACAGAAUACUCAAAAUGCAAUUUAAUCAAAGUUUUAUAUAGCUGCAACAUGUCCUGUUUAAUGCUUUACUGAAGUCCAUGUAGACAACAUUCAAUGCCCUAACUUUGUCAAUCACU
Molecule: messenger RNA, 5662 nt
Organism: Amblyraja radiata (thorny skate)
Lineage: Eukaryota; Metazoa; Chordata; Chondrichthyes; Rajiformes; Rajidae
Product: interleukin-6 receptor subunit beta-like
Exons: 17
Coding region: 567-3230 (887 amino acids)
Cellular component (GO): membrane
Molecular function (GO): protein binding; cytokine receptor activity
Source: RefSeq, a predicted model, not a curated record